This is a messenger RNA of Dromaius novaehollandiae (emu), 5039 nucleotides long. It is a transcript of the gene GEN1, whose product is annotated as GEN1 Holliday junction 5' flap endonuclease. Bases 623 to 3502 code for a protein of 959 amino acids. The transcript has 14 exons. Gene Ontology annotation, cellular component: nucleus. Gene Ontology annotation, molecular function: four-way junction DNA binding; 5'-flap endonuclease activity; DNA-binding transcription factor activity. The record is from RefSeq and is a predicted model, not a curated record. NCBI's taxonomy places the organism in Eukaryota, Metazoa, Chordata, Aves, Casuariiformes, Dromaiidae. Gene Ontology annotation, biological process: regulation of DNA-templated transcription.
UAGCUUUGAAUGUCUGCGGCAGUUGUUUUCAAGUAACUGGCUUAUGCUAGCUGUGUAAAAAAGUUUGUAAGUUAAAAUGUCUGGUAUUAAAGAAUGAGCUAUCAAAUACAGUUAGGUUAUGGCCUGUUUGCUCAAUGAGCGUGGGUUAUAGCCUGUAGUCCAAGGAGAAAUUGAGAGUUUGGGAGGGGGAGGGUUAGCUUUUAUUUCUUGUAAGUGCUCUUAUAGCAGAACUGUUGUCUUCGGUGACUUGCAAGCAUGUGAAAAAAAAUCCGGUCUGCUCUCCCUGGUUUGGAAGUUAACUUCUCUCUAAGAACAUUGCAGAGUUGGGAUGAACAAACAGCCUCAAUAAAAUCUGAAUGAACGGACUGCUCCUCUUAAAAGUAAUGGGUCCGUCUGUGAGCAGGAUCCAGAUUUAAAUAACUUGCAGAAUACACUCAAUGUAGAAAUAGAUUGGCAGGGGGGCAGGACAGAACUUCAAAAAGAAAGUAGGAUAUGUGUUAGAGGCCUUAUAGAAGUGUGAGGUGUGAAAGCAAGAAGAAUAAUGGAAACGGAAAGAGAAGAAAAGGAAGAAAAUCUGAUAACAGGCUGAAACCUUCAUGUUGACAGCAAAGAAGCUAGAACAAUGGGAGUGACUAAUCUGUGGCAGAUCCUUGAGCCUGUGAAACAACCUGUCAACUUGAGCAGUCUCAGGGGAAAAACACUUGCUGUUGAUUUAAGCCUGUGGGUGUGUGAAGCACAGACUGUUAAAAAGAUGAUUGGAGUAGUUACCAAGCCUCAUCUCAGAAACCUGUUUUUUCGGUUCUCUUUCUUAACAUCAAUGGGAAUUAAACUAGUAUUUGUCAUGGAAGGAGAGGCCCCCAAGUUGAAAGCUGACACCAUGAGUAAGAGGAAUGAGAUGCGCUAUGGAACUUCCAAGCAACCUAGGGCUGCAAGAACAGGGAGGUCUUAUUUUAAAUCCGUUUUAAAAGAGUGUCUUGAACUGUUGGAGUGCUUAGGUGUCCCGUGGGUUCAAGCAGCUGGGGAAGCAGAAGCAAUGUGUGCUUACCUAAAUGCAAAUGGACAUGUUGAUGGGUGUAUUACUAAUGAUGGAGAUGCCUUUUUAUAUGGAGCUCAAACAGUUUAUAGGAACUUUGCCAUGAAUGCUAAGGAACCGCAGCUUGACUGUUACACAAUGUCCUCUAUUAAGAAGAAGCUUGGUUGUGACAGAGAGUCUUUGAUUGGGCUAGCAGUUCUUCUGGGUUGUGAUUAUCUUCCGAAGGGUAUUCCAGGAGUUGGGAAAGAACAAGCUUUAAAGUUAAUUGAGACUUUGCAAGGUCAAAACUUACUGCAAAGGUUUGAGCAAUGGAGAGAACAAUUUCAGUAUAAUAAUAUUAAUCCACCUUUGGUAGUUAAAAAGAUAACUCACUGUUCUGAAUGCCAUCAUCCAGGAUCUUAUAAGGAACAUGAGCGCAAUGGAUGUAAUUUCUGUGAAAGCAUUAGGUACUGCAAACCCCAUGACUCCAAAUACUGCUGCCCUUGUGAAUGGCAUCAGUUAGAGCGAGAGAAACAAGCAAGUGCAGUGGAGGACAAUAUCAGAAAAAGAGCUAACAGUUGUGAGGGCUUUCCGUUCUCUGAGGUUAUCCAAGAAUUUCUUGUAAACAAGAACAAAUUGAACAAGAUAAUGGAAUGCCAAAGGCCUAAUUUAUUGUCAUUUCAGAGAUUUGCUUCUGAGAAGAUGGAAUGGACCAAACAUUAUGCUUGUAAGAAACUGUUGGCACUAUUGACACAUUAUGAUAUGAUCCAGAGAAAAUCUGGAUACACUGAUUCAAAACAACUACAGGCAAUACGGAUAGUCAAGACACGUGUUAAAAAUGGGACUCCUUGUUUUGAAAUUCAAUGGCAAAAACCAGAACAUUAUGUUGAUGCAGAAGAUCAGCCUGUGGAGUCAUUUGUAGUCACAGUAGAGGAGGAGUCUUUGUUUCAGGCUGCUUAUCCUGAUGUUGUUGCCCUUUAUCAGAUGGAAAAGUCAGAAAUUUUGGAGAAGAAACAGAAAAGCAGGAAAAACAGACCAAAAGAAAAGGAAUUAUCAAAUGUUUAUGGUGAAGUUACUGAUCUUCUGUCUCAAAUGAAUGUAAAAUCUACACGUGAAAUUCUUCCAGUGCAGGACUCCAUGUCAGAUAUAAAAAUUCUCCCUGAGGAUCAGAUAUAUCAGAGAAGUGUUGAAUCAAAAGAUCCAGUGUUAGCUGCAGCUCCCUGCAUUACAACUGUUCAAAUGCCAGUAUCAGCAUCUGUCCUUUCUCCAACUGCAUCAACUUACUUGCUCUUACAGAGUACAUUAGCUGACUCUUCUGUAUUGCCAGCACAACUUACUAAAAUUUCAGAGGCAUCCUCCUCCUGUACUACCUCUGUAACAACUGAUCUACAAUUGAGCAGUACUGACUGGGAAGGAACCUCCUUCAGCACUUCACCAGCCUGUGGUGGCAAUACCUUUGACCCAGUAGCUGACCUGGCUACGUGUAUGCAACAUUCAUAUCCAUUACACCAUAAAACAGUAAUAAAUAGCUCAGAACAUUCUGGUGCUAUGCAGUCUGAUCAAGAUCAUUCAGAUAGUGCAGAUGACUUGUUUUCAGAUGAUACUAUGGGACAACUUCAAAAGUUGUCUUUAAGUGAGCGAAUACUUAUGAAGACUUCUGUUCAAUCAAAACCUUCAUUGUCUGAAGACAUAAUGGAACUGAAGCCUUUGAAAUGCUUAAAAAAAACAAAAAGCGUAUUGAAUCCUGACAAAGAUGAUGUUUCUUCCUCAUGUCAGUUAAACAGAACAGUGCAGGAAACUAAAAAUGUGCUAUCAGAAAACUGUGUGAGGGAGUCCAGUGUACGCAUUUAUCAAGAUCAGUACAAAAAUGCCAACAGCCUGCCUCAAAUAGUGCAAACACACCAUAAAGCAGACAGUUCAACAUUUCUAGCUCUAAGCAGUCAAACAGUAAAGCCAUUACAACCUGGGUGUGAAAUACUUCCACUGUCUCAACUGCCAGCAAAUGUUGUAACUGGCUGUCAUGUUACAGAAACCUGUACUCAGGCUACUUGGAAAGCUUUGUUUAAAAGGAGUGUGUGCCAGAACAAAUGCUCUUCUAGUGAAGACAGUGAUGAUGGGAACAUGAAUAAAAAUCUGAUUUAUGAGCAGCAGAAAAGGCAACUGAAUCCAGGUCACUUCAGAAAAAAAGUUACAAAGAAAAAGAGUAACACUGUCACUACCAAAAGAAUGAACAGUGACUCAGCAAUUGCAAUUAAAGGAGAGGAAAAAAAGACCAAUUUUAAAAUAACUGGUAAUAAUUUGUCAGUGCAAGUAUCUCCAAAACCUUCUCCUGUCGUGGAAGUUAAUUGUUUCUCAAGUCCAGAACAACCAUUUGAGAAGUCAGGUUUCUGUACUCUGCAGCAAGCCAAAAGUGAUGUUCUGACUUACGUGUUGGCAGACAGUCCCCUUCCCCUGUCUGAAAGACUAAAAGGAAGACUCAAAAGCAGUUAGGUGUUCCAUAAAAUAGAUUAUGGUAACAAUUAACUCUGAACCUUCAACUCAUAUAGUUCUUUUUCAAAGUUUCUGUACUAUACUGUGAUGAUUUGAAGUAGGUACAGUUAUAUGAAGUGUGAAAUACUCCAUAGUGGUACUGAAGUUUGAAACUAAAAUAUUAGCAAAAGUACCAAAUAGCUGAUUACAGGCAAGUACUAGUUAUUCUGGAUUUAAAUACAUUUUGGACUUGAUUCAUAAGCAUCAGGAUGUAGUACACAAGGAAGUAGAGGGGUUAUUUGUGAAAUACAAAGUCUUGUUUUCUCCCAGCCAGGUGUAUUUUGAGUACAGCUAUUAGUCCUUCUGCUUAUAAAACAGACUUAAAAAGACAAAGUGAUACAGCUCUUACCAGUUGAAUUUUUUCCAUUCUGUUCCACUAACAAUUUUGUUAGUUUUAAAAUCCUGGAAUGCUCGUUGUGUGGAUUAUCUCUAAAUGGCCAGAUAGAGACACUUGACAGAUAUGUUUACAGUCCAGCUAAUUUUAUAUAUCUGUCAUGCCCGGUAAUAAAUUGCUGUUUGUGUGCAUGCAUCUUACAAAGAAUGGAAUAUGCCAUCUAAGGAUAUUUUGUUUUGGUAGCUGUCAUCUCUAGUUCUUAAGUAAAUUUGAUUAAUAUUUUAACCAAAUGUUUAUGGUUCUUGGCAUUUUUGUACUUACAGAAGAUACAAAGUCCCAUCUAACACUCACUUAUACCUAUAAUAGAAUGAAGGUAAAAUUAUAGCAUAUUGAAACCUAGUAACGAUAUUGCAAAAUAUAUAUAUAUAUUUGAAAAAUAUCAUGUAUUGUAAAUGAUUGUUUUUAAAGGGGAAACUCGAACACAGUCACAUUUUUGAAGGUGCUCUUCCUUUUUAAUGCAGAAGCAAUCUCUGUUCACAGAAAAAAAUUGUUUUCAACUGCAUACUAGGAAAUUCAUCUUUGCCUGCAUUAGGUGUUCAUAACCUUUUAUGUACAGCAGCCAAGAAGAAAGCCAAUCUUGCUGAAAUAUGUUAAUCUAUAGAUAAUCUAAUUUAUAAUCAGGCAAAAUAGUAGUUUCUUACAUUCCUCAAAGGGAGAAAAAGGAUUUAUGAUUGCCUUCCAAAUAAGGAAUAUGUUGUGAAAAUUAGGAAAGUAAUACCUAUAAAGUAUUUUGAUGUACUUUAUUGGAAAAUAUUGGAAAUGUGUUUUCAAUUUUGAGAAUAAAUAUAUUCAAUGUAGGAAAACAACUAAAUAGAAAAAAUCUGGGAUGAUUGCUCUUUCCUGGAGCGUUUAGACUCUAGCCAUCCAACUGAUGUAAAGGAUACUUAAAAGAUUAGAAUUACUAAGAAUGAGAGUAACAGUCACCUGGGAGCUCUAAAGGCAUGGAUGUAAAGGUGUAUGUAAUGGUCAAUAGUAGACAGGUCAGACUAUUUUGUGUAAAAAGCCACUGAGUUUUUUUAUAUGUGAUUCUUUUAUUUUCUUGCUUCUGAUUUUGAAUAUGAAAGUCAAUAGUUUGAAUUUUCACAAAUAAAAAUACCAACAUCA